Haliotis rufescens (red abalone) is the source of this 698-nucleotide messenger RNA. RefSeq names its product bolA-like protein 2. The coding region runs from base 79 to 339 and encodes 86 amino acids. Gene Ontology annotation, molecular function: 2 iron, 2 sulfur cluster binding. Gene Ontology annotation, biological process: intracellular iron ion homeostasis. Gene Ontology annotation, cellular component: cytosol; nucleus. Lineage: Eukaryota; Metazoa; Mollusca; Gastropoda; Lepetellida; Haliotidae. The transcript has 3 exons. The record is from RefSeq and is a predicted model, not a curated record.
AUUAACAGCCAUUGUUAGCUUUUUACAAAGUAAACUUUCAAUAAUUUUUCUUUUGAAUUUUCAAUUAAUUCAGAUCAGAUGUCUAAUAUUCAACAGAUCGUGGAAGAAAAGCUCAAGAAAGAACUUGCAACGACGCAUUUGGAUCUUGUAGAUACAUCAGAUGGGUGUGGUGCUAAGUUCCAGGCUCUCGUUGUCUCACCACAGUUCGAGGGGAAACCUCUCCUGCAAAGGCACAGACUUGUGAAUACUGUGAUUGCUGAAGAAAUGAAAACUAUACAUGCCUUCCAAAUGAAAACAUUAACACCAGAGCAAUGGGCAAAGCAACAAGAACAAAAUUAAGCAACAACUCCUGAACUUCUCUGACCUCAUGACAUCUGCUGGACAUCAUGCUGCAUUGUCUGAAAUAUUUCGUCGCCCCUAGCUUCUACAUGUCUGUCCAUGGAUCUUGCUCUAGCGUCUUGUUCUCUUUCAUUAUGUCCACUGCUUGAGCUUGAGUUCGAACGUCCUUUUGAUGACUACCUGUAAGUUCGAGUGAUCUGCUGCUUGCAUUUCGUUCUACAAAACAAUUUUGUGACCCCUGCCAGUUAGGAUGAGGAAAAAACAGUUGAGCUUAUGAAGUCUUCGCUUUAUGAAGUCCUAACUUUAUUUCCAUAGUGAUACCAAUUAUGAAUUAGCAAAUUAAAUAUUUCAUACAGACA